Molecule: messenger RNA, 2334 nt
Organism: Psylliodes chrysocephalus
Lineage: Eukaryota; Metazoa; Arthropoda; Insecta; Coleoptera; Chrysomelidae
Source: the annotation of a GenBank genome assembly
GAAAAGAAGAUAUAAAUAAGUGAGGUUAUGAUACUUGUCCAAAAUCAAAUUCACAUUUCUCAUUUAAAUUAAUUUAAGAAAAAACCAUGCCAUCUUGUUCUGCAAAAUGUGGCAGAAAUGCCAUAUUAAAAAGACCCAAAACGUCAGAUGUGUUGUGCAAGGAAUGUUUUUUUGAGGCUUUCGAAAACGAAGUGCACUUCACAAUAACUAGAGCAAAACUAUUCACACCAAAUACAACAGUAGCUAUAGCUGCUUCAGGUGGCAAGGACUCCACAGUUUUAGCCUAUGUUUUAAAAUUACUCAAUGAAAAAUAUGAUUAUAGGUUGAAAUUACUUCUUUUAUCAAUUGAUGAAGGAAUAACUGGAUAUAGAGAUGAUAGUUUAGAUACUGUUAAGCAAAAUAGGGACGAUUAUGAAAUGUCUUUGAAAAUUUUGUCAUAUAAGGAUCUGUAUGGAUGGACAAUGGAUGAAAUAGUUGCAGAAAUUGGAAGAAAGAAUAACUGUACAUUUUGUGGAGUAUUUAGAAGACAAGCCUUGGACAGAGGAGCAAAUCUUCUAAAAGUAGACUACUUAGCAACAGGACAUAAUGCUGAUGACAUUGCAGAAACUGUUUUAAUGAAUAUUUUAAGAGGAGAUUUAGCAAGAUUAAGUCGAUGUACUUCCAUAAUAACAGAUAGUGGAGAUGGAAUACCUAGAGUAAAACCUUUGAAAUACUGUUAUGAAAAAGAGAUUGUAAUGUAUGCUUAUUUUAGAAAGUUGGUAUAUUUCUCAACUGAAUGUGUCUUUGCACCAAAUGCUUAUAGAGGUCAUGCUAGGGUACUUUUGAAAGAUCUGGAAAAAAUAGACCCUACUGUGAUAAUGAACAUAAUACAUUCAGGUGAAACAAUGAAAGUAAGUGAAACAUCUAAAAUGCCAAAAUUGACGAACUGCACUAGAUGUGGUUAUGUUUCAUCCCAAGAAAUUUGCAAAGCUUGUGUUUUACUAGAAGGUUUAAAUAAAGGUUUGCCUAGGUUAGGUAUUGGAAAAUCCAGUAAAGUCAAAAGGCUAUUAAAGGAAAAUGAAGAGAAAAAUAAAUCAUCGGGUAUCUGUAGAGGUGAAGAAGAUAAAACAUGUUUAUGUUCUGGAACAGAUAGCAUGAAACCAGUUAAAAUUAAUGAACUUGUUUUAAAAGAAUUAAGGAUUUAAUUUGAAUUGAAACCCUGUAAUUUAAAUAGAUUUUAUUUUUAUAACUAUAACAAUAAAACUUAACAAAAUAUGAACAGGUUUUAUUUGAUCAAAUAUAAUAAAACCAUUUGUUUGGAGUACUGUUUUUAUCAUCAUACCUAGUUUUACUACACUGAAAUUAAUAAAAUUUACUGUACAUGAUGACAGGUAGUCAAUAAAUACAUAUUUAAAUAAAUUAAUUUAAAACCAUUGAAAUGUCAAAACUGCACCAAACUUAAAUGAAUUUGAAUCAAUUUAAUUUUACAAUUUUAUUAUAAAAUUCUAUAUUCCAUAAGCCACAUGUUUAUAAUUUAUUUCUGAUCUACAUAUGGGACAGUUCUCUGUGAUAUCUGCUGAACAGUCUUCACAUAGACAUACAUGGCCACAUGGAAUUAAUAUCAUCUGAAAAAAAUAUCAAUUUUAAUAAACAAAUAAAAUAGAAAUAACUACUAAUUAAUUCAGAAUGUUAAAAAUAGGUGUGUGCCUUUAGAUUAUAAUUUAUCUGGAAAGAUGCAUGUAGAUAACUUUUGUUAUAAGCUAGUAAAGGGGCAUUAUAUUCUGAAAAUCACAUCAACUUAUUGAAGUACAUUUUUAUAACUGAUUAGAAAUGCUAGGACUUUUGUUCUUUUAAAUGUUAUAAUUCAGAAUAAUUGCUACAUGAUAUUAUGGUAUGCAGUGUCUCAAGUUGAUUUGUAUGUCUGUAUUUAAUUAAAUAAAUCAAUGAUUGCAUCACUUAUGUACCUCCGACUUAUUGAAAUAAAGGUAAUUCUUAGCAAAACAAUUUACCUCUUUUGGAUUUGUCUUGCAAACAACACACAGCUGAUUUUCAUCAAGAUCUUCAUCUCUAAUUCGUCUCCUCCUUUCUCUUCUUGAUAAUUCUAAUUGCAUUCUUUGUUUUUCUGCAUCACCUUUUUCUUUUCUUAUCCUCAAGUAUUUCCUUACAAUAAGUCCACCUAGUACUACAGCAAUCGAGCCAAACACUAUACACAAUAUUUUAUAAUUUCUUUUAGAACCAUCAAGUUUUUUUAAUAAAGAUGUUACUCUCAUAUUAGUUAGGUAGAAAGGGCCAUCAUUUGAAGGGGGUUGUAACUUUAGAUUUCCAUCUUUGCCUGCCACCAGUUCUCCAAUACCU